AUGACCUCUACAGCACAUCCCGUCACCCCUAUGAUUAUCCACGGGCAGGAUAUCACUCCAUCUCACCACCCGGAGGCUCCGUCUUUUGUACCCAACCCGGAUUUUCCAGGUGGGAGAGAUACCUUGGCGCUAGGGGCCACUCCUGAGAUUUGCAUCAAGGCCGCAGAUUCGUGUGCUUCUGCAUUUGCGACAUGGAGAAGUACCAGUCCUCAAGAGAGGCGGGCCUUGUUCAACCAACUCGCAACGGUACUGAAAGGGAGGAAGGACGAGAUUAUAAAUCUAAUCCAAGAUGAGCUCUCCUGCACGGAAACUUGGGCAUCAAUAAAUUACCAUGAUGGUCUUGGUAUUGUGGAGCAUGCAGCCGCCUUAAUAACCUCGGGGAUCCUCUCCGCGGUCUCACCACCCACGGCUGACCCUCUUGCUCACGCCGUGGUGUUUAAGGAGCCUCUGGGCGUGGUCCUUGGUAUAGCACCUUGGAACUCUCCCCUGAUCCUCGGCUUGAGGGCCGUGGUGGCGGCCGUUGCUACAGGCAACACGGCCAUCCUCAAGGGCUCCGAACUGAGCCCCCGCAUUCACUAUGCAGUCGCAGAUAUGUUCCGUGCUGCCGGCUUCCCACCGGGUGUGGUCAACUUUGUCGUCCACCGCCCGGAGGAUGCACAGGGCUGCUUCGAAGCCCUCAUCUCGCACCCGGCGGUGCGCAAGUGCAACUUUACGGGCUCUACAGGCGUCGGCAGGCAUAUAGCUUCGCGGGCCGCAAUGCACCUCAAGCCGGUCUUGUUGGAGCUGGGCGGGAAGAACUGCGCCGUCGUGCUGGAGGAUGCGGAUUUGGAAAAGGCCGCCGAAAUGGUGCUCGUAGGGGCGCUUCUGAACACUGGUCAGAUUUGCAUGUCUACGGACCUAGUCCUCAUCGCCCGGUCUGUCGAGCCCGAGUUCUAUGCUUUGCUUUGCAAGGCGGCAGCCAGGCACGCUCGCGAGGCGACGCGGCUAAUCACGGACAAGAACGAGGUGCGGGUGGAGGGGCUGCUUCAGGAUGCCAAGGACAAGGGUGCAACCCUGUUCAGGUUCUCAGCCGCAGGUGAGACGACAGCUGGCAGCCAGGAGCGCCCAUCGGCCACCAUAAUCCGCAACCUGACCAAGUCCAUGGCGUUUUGGAAGACGGAGGCAUUUGGCCCCGCGCUGGGGCUCUAUUCGUUUGAUGACAUCUCCGAGGUGCCGGGCUUGGUGGCGGAGUCCAACUACGGGCUCUCGGGGGCAGUCUUCAGCCGGGACCACAUGAAGGCGCUGCAAUUGGCACGUGCCCUCCCGACCGGCGCGGUGCACAUCAACGCACCCACGGCCCACGACGAGCCGACGCUGCCACAUGGCGGCUAUGGGGACAGCGGGUGGGGACGGUUCGGAUCGCACUGGGGAUUUGAGGAGUUUUUGCAAACCAAGACAGUCAUUCUAAACCCGUAA
Messenger RNA from Pyricularia grisea, 1455 nucleotides. RefSeq lists its product as uncharacterized. Bases 1 to 1455 code for a protein of 484 amino acids. NCBI's taxonomy places the organism in Eukaryota, Fungi, Ascomycota, Sordariomycetes, Magnaporthales, Pyriculariaceae. The transcript is spliced from 4 exons. The record is from RefSeq and is a predicted model, not a curated record. Gene Ontology annotation, molecular function: succinate-semialdehyde dehydrogenase (NAD+) activity.